GCGCGGCCGAGGCAGUCGCAGCGGGGCCAUCUUCGGCGGGCGGGCGGGCUCGGACUGUGCAGCCCGCAACUGUGCCCCUCGCCCGGCCCGAUGGCGCCGCGGCCGCUGGGCCCCCUGGUGCUGGCGCUGGGCGGCGCCGCGGCAGUGCUGGGCUCGGUGCUCUUCAUCCUUUGGAAGACCUACUUCGGCCACGGCCGGGAGCGGCGCUGGGACCGAGGCGAGGCCUGGUGGGGCGCGGAGGCUCCCCGCCUCCCCGAGUGGGACGAGUGGGACCCCGAGGACGAGGAGGACGAAGAGCCAGCGCUAGAGGAGCUGGAGCAGCGCGAGGUGCUGGUGCUGGGGCUGGAUGGCGCGGGCAAGAGCACGUUCUUGCGCGUCCUGUCGGGGAAGCCACCGCUGGAAGGACACAUCCCCACGUGGGGCUUCAACUCCGUGCGGCUGCCCACCAAGGACUUUGAGGUGGACCUGCUAGAAAUUGGUGGCAGCCAGAACCUGCGCUUCUACUGGAAGGAGUUUGUGAAUGAGGUGGAUGUGCUGGUGUUUGUGGUGGACUCAACUGACCGACUGAGGCUGCCCUGGGCCCGACAGGAGCUGCACAAGCUGCUGGACAAGGACCCUGACCUACCUGUCGUCGUGGUGGCCAACAAGCAGGACCUGAGCGAGGCCAUGAGUAUGGUGGAGAUGCAGCAGGAGCUGGGCCUGCAGGCUAUUGAUAGCCAGCGGGAGGUUUUCCUCUUGGCGGCCAGCAUUGCCCCCGCAGGACCCAGCUCUGAAGAGCCUGGCACCGUGCACAUCUGGAAACUGCUCUUGGAGCUUCUCUCCUAGGCUGGAGCUCUCCUGCUCACCGCCUGCCCAUGAAGACCACAGUUGUACUGCUGCUGCUUCAUUGUCAGACUGGGCCUGGGGCAAGAGCAACAUGGCAGCAUUUCCCUUCUCCCCUCAUUCCCCUCUCGAGAGCAGGACCUGGGUAAGGCUAAGAACCAUGCAGAAGCCUUCAUGGUGAGGUGACUGUGAAGCUGAAGCAGGGAGGUGGGUGAGAGAGGGUGGGGAGGAUAAUGUCUGGCUCAUUCCAGACUGGAAUGUGGAUCCAGCUUUCCCUUCUCUUACCUGUACAGUGAGAUGCUCAGUGGACUCAAUCCUUCCCUCCUUACAGUCCCAGCAGCCGAGGAAUUAGUGUAGGUGUCAGAAACAUUCCUAGAGCCUCAAGGUCUCCCAGUCUAGACUGUUCCCUCCUGGUGACGUCAUGCCCUUCUCACGUGGGCAGCUUCUGAGCGGUAACACAGCAAGCCUUUGCUCCCAGUCCUGCAUUGUACAGCCCCAGCUCUACGUAAAUGACUUGUGGCCUUGUGCAAUCUCUGCCUCUCUGGCCCCAGGGCCAUUAUUUUUAAACAGAGGUGGUUUCCUGAUUCGGAGAUGCCUUUCCCAGCCAUGGGAGUGUGAAGUGCUAGGAUGAACCUGGCGAUCCUAGUAAGGAGCUUUCUGAAGACCUCCCUGCUUUUCCCUGAGCCCAGGUCUGGUCUGCCAACCUCUCUUGACUACAGAAUAACUGAUAUUCACCGACCAAACAGAAAAAGUGAAGGCUGGGAUUUUUUCCCACUAAUCUGGCGACAAGCUGCUGCUCUUGUACUAACUGUGCCAAUGCCCAUGUUUACAGAAGUCAGGGGAGUGAACGAGCCUGUGUCCCUGGGAAGACGGUCAACUGGAGCUAGGUGUUGACCUCAGAACUGCAUUUUAUUUAUUAAUUUAUAAGAGAAACAGGCCAGAAUUCUAGGCUCUGUUUCUAGGUGCUGUUAUCAAAACCCCAGAUGAUAGUGAUAGAAAAUCUAGAACUUAGGAAAAUAGCUGGAAUCAUGAAUGACAAUGAGAGAUUACAUACAGAUGUCAAUGGAGACAAAGUUGUAGGCUUCCUCCUACCACCUGGCCUUUGAGGCUGUCGUUGAUACCGUAGUACUUUACGUGGAUUCACAUGAACUGAAACUCUACCAUUUGGCCUAGGAUGUUGAAAGGCUGCAAACUCCUACUGGGUAGAUAACAAAUGACUCUGGGAGAGGAUCUCCAUUAUGUGAAUCUAGGUAAAAAGAUGGGGAAAAAAUUGUAUUAUGCGAUCCUAAGGAUAGGAAUAGUAGACCAGCCAACAGGAUGGCCUUGGGUACAUCACUCAGUCUUUCUGGACUCAUUUUUUCCCCAGUGAAAGCCAAGUUGGACUGAAUUUCUGGACUUCUCAUCAGUGCACAUUCUGUGGUUCUCCAGCACUUGGUGGUCAGUCCAGUUUGAGGACUGGCUGUGUACUGACAUUUAUUGUUGGUACAGGCAAAGAGGAGCCUGUUGUCUGUUAGGGGCCACUAAAUAAUCAACAACCACAAAUGGAUUUUUUUUUUUUAAGGAAAGCUGUCCAGCUCAAUUUGCUGUCUGGUUGAGAAUAGAGAUGUGUGCCUUCAUUUCAUUUGACAUUUACCCAGCAUGCCUCAGUUCCACACUGUGACCAGUGCAAGAAGAGGAACUCUGAUAAAAAUAGUUCAACAGGCAGGAAGGAAGGUGGGAAAUACUGAAGUCCAGAAGUGAAUGUGAUCGUUGGAAGAGUGGCUGCCGUGCCCUUGGGCUCCAUACACAUCAGAGUAGAAUCACUGUUCUUUAAAGUGCUGGUUCACUUUCUGCAGUAAGAAGUGAUUUAUGUGCUCUUAUAUAAAACUUUAAGGAAUGACUUGGGUUUUAGAGUAGCCUUUGAAACUUUGCUGGCAGCUUUUCAUUUUGUCAUUGGAAGGGUAAGAGACUUUUCUCCUUUGUUAUAUGAGCUCCUUAUUCUUCAGUGCUUGAAGGUGUUAACAAAAAAAAAAUCUUAGACAACUUUAACAGAGUUUAAAAACUGUUCUGUUUUUGAGCAGAAAAAAGAUUCAUUAACAGAGUAGUAUCUAGGAUGGAAAGCAGUUCAGAAUGCUCAGUGUGUGUAGGCCAUAUUUAUAGCCAGAGAAAUGAAAAUGACUUAGAUUGUCUGAUUGGCUACAGUCUGGCAUUUGCCUUAUUUGGACAUAUUUUAGCAGCCUUCAGCCUAUGAUUAGACUGAAGGUUUGGCUGCUGUGAUUGGCUAAAAUUCGGCUACUUGUUAGAACAUGCUUUUAGGUUAGGUUAGGGGUUGUUUACACUUUAAAUUACAAUUCACUGUGUACAAAGGCAGCUUUAGGCCAGACUUAAUUCAGCUUAACAAUUUCCCCCAUUUUGGUCAGCCUCUUAAUUUUGAGAGAUUGAUAAUUCCAGGCACUGACACUACCUUCUAGCACUGUCAUAAGAGACUUGUUUGAUCUCAUUAUGGAAUUCACAGUUUAUAAUGUUAGAGGAUUCUUCAUGUCUUCAUGUUUUUGUUACUCUAAUCGUAAUGAAACCGUUUGAGGUACAAAGGAUGGCUGCAUUGGCGUAUUUAAGACUAUAGCACAUCAGUGAGGACCUUAGGAUGGCUAUCAGGAGCAUCAUACCAAGAAACUGCAAUGCAUUCCUUAAUAUGAGUCUCCACAAACCAAACUGAUCAGAAUCAAACAGCUCAAGUUCAGAUGAUAAAAAUAGUUCAAUGGCAUUCAAGCUCUGUUGUUCAUAGUCUUUGUUCAGGGCAUAAUGGCAACUAAGGACCUAGUUCACUAUGAAGUAGCUUAAUUUUAAAGUUUGAUUUUUUAGUUAGCUUGGUAACACAAGUCAUAGUUUUUGGGAUAGCCACUAAAAAGAAACAUAAAGAUUAGAAAACCUUGAAUAGUUAAGCUUGCUAUCUACCAUUCAGGAUGCCUACAAACCAGCCACUCUCUGUUCUGCAAACACAUUAUGUGUUCCUUUUUCUUGAGAAAUGUCCUUGAUGUGUUUGGUGGCAGUAUCUACAGAAGUGACAGUCACCACUGACUUUUUUUUUUUUUUUU
Messenger RNA from Cebus imitator (Panamanian white-faced capuchin), 3896 nucleotides. RefSeq names its product ADP ribosylation factor like GTPase 10 (gene ARL10). The transcript has 4 exons. The coding region runs from base 91 to 825 and encodes 244 amino acids. The record is from RefSeq and is a predicted model, not a curated record. NCBI's taxonomy places the organism in Eukaryota, Metazoa, Chordata, Mammalia, Primates, Cebidae. Gene Ontology annotation, molecular function: GTPase activity; GTP binding.